CUUCCGGGUUGGUCACCACACUUCCUUUCUUGUCGGCCAUUUGUCACGAACGAUCCCCUUCGGCGAUCAUCCCUCCAACCUUACAAAAUGCAGAACGACGCUGGUGAAUUCGUAGACCUUUACGUCCCACGUAAAUGCUCUGCUAGCAACAGGAUCAUUGGAGCCAAGGACCAUGCCUCUAUUCAGAUCAACAUUGCUGAGGUUGACAAGGCAACGGGUCGCUUCAACGGUCAGUUCAAGACCUACGCUAUCUGUGGUGCCAUCCGUAGAAUGGGCGAGGCUGAUGACUCUCUCCUGAGGCUGGCUAAGACUGACAGCAUCGUGUCAAAGACCUUCUAAAAGAGAAGCUACAACAGUGGAAACUUUGUUAAAUAAAGAAAAUGGUAAAAAAUA
Molecule: messenger RNA, 393 nt
Organism: Hypomesus transpacificus
Lineage: Eukaryota; Metazoa; Chordata; Actinopteri; Osmeriformes; Osmeridae
Gene: rps21
Product: ribosomal protein S21
Exons: 6
Coding region: 88-339 (83 amino acids)
Biological process (GO): endonucleolytic cleavage in ITS1 to separate SSU-rRNA from 5.8S rRNA and LSU-rRNA from tricistronic rRNA transcript (SSU-rRNA, 5.8S rRNA, LSU-rRNA); translation; endonucleolytic cleavage to generate mature 3'-end of SSU-rRNA from (SSU-rRNA, 5.8S rRNA, LSU-rRNA)
Cellular component (GO): cytosolic small ribosomal subunit; ribosome
Molecular function (GO): structural constituent of ribosome
Source: RefSeq, a predicted model, not a curated record